AUGUCUGUCUACGUUAUCACAGGGGUGUCCAAGGGAAUCGGAUUCGAGUUCCUUAAGCAGCUGUCGGAAGACAAGAACAACCUGUUUGUCGGUAUUGUCCGUGACAAGGUUGGAACUGAGAAGAAGAUUGCGGCCGAGCUAGGCGAGCGCCCCAAUGUGCACAUUCUCCAGGGAGACCUCACCAAGUACGCCACACUAAAGGCGGCGGCCGCUGAGGUUGCCAAGAUUGUUGGCGACCGUGGCAUUGACUACUUGGUGGCCAAUGGUGGCCUUGUGCCUUCUUUCGAUGCCUACGGGCCUGUCAGUGCACUGGCCGACAAGGUCGAGGAGACCGAUGCUGGUGCCGCUGAGACGUUCGCGACCAAUGUCACUGGCAACCUUCACCUCUUCAACCUCCUCGUUCCUCUGGUGAAGAAGGGCAAGGCCAAGAAGGUCAUUACCAUUUCGUCUGGUGUUGGCGACGUCGACUUGACCAACCAGUGCGAGAUUGAUGUUGGCCCCAUCUACGCUGCCUCCAAGGCCGCCAUGAACAUUAUCGUGGCCAAGUUCAACGCCGAGUACAAGAAGGACGGUAUCCUCUUCUUGGCCAUCAGCCCUGGCUUGGUAGAGGUUGGCCGUUAUGCAGAUGCUACGCCCGAGCAAAUGGCUGGCAUGAUGGGAUUUGUAGGCAAGCUCGCAGUGUAUGCACCUGAUUUCAAAGGCCCCAUCACUCCUGAGGAAUCGGUCAAGGCUGUUCGCUCAGUUUGGGAGAAGGCUAGCAUUGAGGAUGGAUACGGUGGUGCCUUCAUCUCGCACCUGGGUAACAAGCAGUGGGUCUAA
This is a messenger RNA of Pestalotiopsis fici W106-1, 819 nucleotides long. RefSeq lists its product as uncharacterized. The coding region runs from base 1 to 819 and encodes 272 amino acids. The transcript has 4 exons. Gene Ontology annotation, molecular function: oxidoreductase activity, acting on the CH-OH group of donors, NAD or NADP as acceptor. The record is from RefSeq and is a predicted model, not a curated record. NCBI's taxonomy places the organism in Eukaryota, Fungi, Ascomycota, Sordariomycetes, Amphisphaeriales, Sporocadaceae.